Messenger RNA from Xenopus laevis (African clawed frog), 488 nucleotides. RefSeq names its product ubiquitin A-52 residue ribosomal protein fusion product 1 L homeolog (gene uba52.L). Gene Ontology annotation, molecular function: structural constituent of ribosome. Bases 48 to 434 code for a protein of 128 amino acids. Gene Ontology annotation, biological process: translation. Gene Ontology annotation, cellular component: ribosome; nucleus; cytoplasm. NCBI's taxonomy places the organism in Eukaryota, Metazoa, Chordata, Amphibia, Anura, Pipidae. The transcript is spliced from 5 exons. The record is from RefSeq and is a predicted model, not a curated record.
GUUGGCACCGGGGGUCGCAGUGCGAGUGGUCAUAGUUAAACGGGAAGAUGCAAAUCUUUGUAAAAACCCUUACUGGGAAAACCAUCACCCUUGAGGUUGAGCCCAGUGAUACUAUUGAAAAUGUGAAGGCUAAAAUCCAGGAUAAGGAAGGUAUUCCCCCUGACCAGCAGCGUCUGAUCUUUGCUGGUAAACAGCUUGAAGAUGGACGCACUCUAUCUGACUAUAACAUCCAGAAAGAGUCUACAUUGCACCUGGUGUUGCGUCUGCGUGGAGGUAUCAUUGAGCCUUCUCUUCGCCAACUUGCUCAAAAAUACAACUGUGACAAAAUGAUUUGCCGCAAGUGCUAUGCCCGCCUUCACCCUCGUGCUGUAAAUUGCCGUAAGAAGAAGUGUGGACACACCAAUAACCUGCGUCCCAAGAAGAAGGUCAAAUAAACUGACCUUUGCAUGUAUUGAGUUUUGUUGACAAAUAAAGACGAAAAAAAGAAA